AUGAUACUUAAAUCUGCCUUAAAUGUGGCUAAUCCAGUGCAGUUGUUUGGAGUUAAGCACGAAUUCUUCAUCGAAAUAGUCCAGAUUUUGCACGACAAAAUCUCGCAGCAAGCUUCCAAGGCAGCAUUGAAGCUCCUUGUGGAGCUAUGUCCAUGGGGAAUAAACAGAAUCAAAGCAGUCGAGUCAGGCUUAGUUUCCGCACUAAUAGAGCUUCUUCUUGACACAUCUGAAAGAAGGGCUUGUGAGCUAAUUUUGACAGUAUUGGAAAAGCUAUGUGGUUGUCCUGAGGGCCUGGCCGAGCUAUUGAAACAUGGAGCUGCACUUGACAAAUACGUAGGGCAGGCACCUUGCAACCAACCUGCGGCAGGUUGCAAGCAAGCUACCUGCAGCAGCUUACAGCAAGCUGUGCAGGGCAAGGGAGCAGGAGGUCAUGUCGGCAAUGUUACAUGCGCAGCUGUAGAAGGUUAUGAAGGGAUCAAGAGAGAUUGCUGGAGGGAUUGA
This is a messenger RNA of Fraxinus pennsylvanica, 501 nucleotides long. Lineage: Eukaryota; Viridiplantae; Streptophyta; Magnoliopsida; Lamiales; Oleaceae. The record is from the annotation of a GenBank genome assembly.